This is a messenger RNA of Cucurbita moschata (crookneck pumpkin), 2769 nucleotides long. RefSeq names its product beta-galactosidase 3-like. Gene Ontology annotation, cellular component: cell wall; vacuole. Gene Ontology annotation, biological process: carbohydrate metabolic process. Bases 47 to 2572 code for a protein of 841 amino acids. The transcript has 19 exons. The record is from RefSeq and is a predicted model, not a curated record. NCBI's taxonomy places the organism in Eukaryota, Viridiplantae, Streptophyta, Magnoliopsida, Cucurbitales, Cucurbitaceae. Gene Ontology annotation, molecular function: beta-galactosidase activity; carbohydrate binding.
UUUAUCUCUCUUGCUUUCUCUCUCUAACCUCCGUUCGUCAAACACAAUGAAGUGCGUCGUCGUCGUCGUCUUCUUCGUUUGGUGUCUGUACAUUCAGUUAUCGAACUGCAACAAUGUGACGUACGACGGCAAGGCUCUGCUCAUCAAUGGCGAGCGGCGGAUUCUGUUUUCCGGCUCCAUUCAUUACCCGAGAAGCCUGCCUGACAUGUGGAAAGGCUUGAUUGAGAAGGCCAAGGAUGGAGGAUUGGAUGUUGUUGAUACUUACGUGUUCUGGAACCUCCAUGAACCUUCUCCUGGAACGUAUGAUUUUCAGGGGAGGAACGAUUUGGUUAAGUUCGUCAGAUUGGUGCAGAAGGCGGGGCUCUAUGUUCAUCUUCGGAUUGGGCCUUACAUUUGUGGAGAAUGGAACUUCGGGGGAUUUCCUGUUUGGUUGAAGUUCGUGCCUGGAAUUAGCUUUAGAACAGACAAUGAACCAUUCAAGUUAGCAAUGGCAACAUUCACCCAAAAAAUCGUCCAAAUGAUGAAGGAUGAAAAGCUUUUCCAGUCACAAGGAGGUCCCAUCAUUCUUUCUCAGAUAGAGAAUGAGUAUGAAACAGAAGGCAAGGAGUUUGGAGCUGCUGGCUCAGCUUACAUGAAUUGGGCUGCAAAAAUGGCAGUUGAAACAGAUACAGGGGUGCCUUGGGUGAUGUGCAAGGAAGAUGAUGCUCCUGAUCCAAUGAUAAACACAUGCAACGGAUUCUAUUGUGACUAUUUCUCACCAAACAAGCCUUACAAGCCCACUUUUUGGACCGAGGCAUGGACUGCUUGGUUUACAACGUUUGGUGGCCCAAUUCAUCAACGCCCAGUUGAAGACUUGGCAUUUGCAGUUGCAAGGUUCAUCCAAAAAGGAGGCUCCUUCGUCAAUUAUUAUAUGUUUCAUGGUGGAACUAACUUUGGAAGAACUGCUGGGGGUCCUUUCAUUACUACUAGCUAUGACUAUGAUGCUCCCAUUGAUGAAUAUGGUUUGAUCAGGCAACCGAAGUUCGGUCACUUAAAACAACUCCAUGACGCCGUUAAGUUAUGUGCAAAGGCUUUGCUUACUGGUGAACCUUCUAACAUGACCUUGGGAACUUAUCAAAAGGCAAAGGUAUUCUCUUCUAGCUCAGGAGAUUGCGCCGCUUUUCUAUCGAACUAUCAUUGGACUUCAUCUGCAAGGGUGACAUUCAAUGGCAGAAAUUACAUUCUUCCACCCUGGUCAAUUAGUAUUCUUCCUGGUUGCAAGAGUGUCAUAUAUAAUACUGCCCAAGUUGAAGUUCAAAUAAACCAGAUGUCAUUUUCACCGACGAAUGUUGAACCGUUUUCGUGGGAGACUUUUAAUGAAGACAUAUCUUCGAUUGAAGAUGGUCCAUUGAUGUCAUAUGGUGGUCUUUUGGAGCAACUAAACAUCACUAGAGACACCACCGACUAUCUUUGGUAUACAACCAGUGUCAAGGUAGAUUCAAACGAAUCCUUCCUGCGUGGAGGGAGGCUUCCUACUCUCGUUGCGGGAUCAACUGGUCAUGGCAUGCAUGUAUUCAUUAAUGGAAAGCUAACUGGAUCGAGCUUCGGGAACCAUGACAGCAGUAAAUUUAAGUUCACGGGAAGAAUUCAGUUGCAAGCUGGAGUAAACAGAGUUUCUCUGUUAAGCAUGGCUGCUGGAUUGCCAAACAACGGUCCUCAUUUUGAGAUGAGAGAAAUGGGAGUGCUUGGACCAGUUGCUAUACAUGGGCUGGACAAGGGAACGAUGGACUUAUCUAGACAGACAUGGUCAUAUAAGGUUGGUCUGGAAGGAGAAGCCAUGAACUUGGGUUCUCUAAGCUCUAUUCCAGCAGUUGAUUGGGUAUGGGAUUCAUCGGUAAAAGAAAACACACAGCCGCUUACUUGGUAUAAGGCUUAUUUCAAUGUGCCCGAAGGAGACGAACCUUUGGCUUUAGACAUGAGUAGUAUGCAGAAGGGUCAAGUAUGGAUAAACGGGAAGAAUAUUGGAAGAUACUGGACUGUCCAUGCCAAUGGAAACUGCACUGAUUGCAGCUACUCGGGUACAUACCGCCCAAACAAAUGCCAAUCUGGGUGUGGUCAUCCGACUCAACAAUGGUACCACGUUCCUCGAUCUUGGUUGAUGCCAUCAAGAAAUUUAAUUGUGGUUUUUGAGGAGAUGGGCGGGAAUCCUUCAGGGAUCACUCUUGUAAAGAGAUCAAUUACAAGCAUUUGUACCGAGGCAUCUGAGUAUCGCCCUGUCAUCAAAAACACUCAUCAGAACCAUGGAGGAUUGAAUGAGCAGAAUGUGGUUAAGAUCAACCUGCAUUGUGCAGCUAGGCAGUUCAUUUCAGCUAUCAAAUUUGUCAGCUUUGGAACUCCAAGUGGAGCUUGUGGAAAUCUUCAGCAAGGAACCUGUCAUUUUCCAAAUUCACGAUCUGUGUUGCAAAAGCUAUGUGUUGGUCGACAGAGAUGCCUGGCAACCGUACCAACGAGCAUCUUCGGAGGCGAUCCAUGUCCAAAUCUAAGCAAAAAACUAUCUGCUGAAGUUGUCUGUCAACAUCGGGUAACCACAUAGAACACGUAAAUUAGAUAGAUUUAUGGCUCUUGAGUACAUAUCAAACAAGGUAGAGUAGAAUUGGAUGCAAAUACUUAAAUCUUUAUUUUACUUAGUUUCUAGGAAAGCAUAUCAUAUCAACAUAUUUCAAGCUUUUUUGUCCUUGGAAGAUACAGUAGGCUGGUUUAGAUUUUGUUAGGAGUUAUCAUUUUCUUCUG